UGCUUCAGGUGAGAGUAAGAGCUGAAUAGAGGAACUAGCAAAGAAAACACCUCAGCACCGCUGUGUUUGUUGGACUACUCUGGAUUUGGUUGCUCCGUUAAGAGGUUUUCUGUGAGAAAAGCUGACAUUUAGCUAUGAGCAAGUUCUGGUUGAACUUCCCCUUGCUUUUGGCUGCAUUAUACAUCACUUCACUAUGUCUAAAUCAUGCAGCUUUGGCGGUACAGGUGACAUCCACAGGACCACAGACGGUGAAGAAAGCUCAGGGGGAGAGUGUUACUCUGGGCUGCACAUACAGCUUGGACGCCUCAGAUGUCGGAGACCUGGACAUUGAGUGGACACUCGUCAGUCAAGACAUGACCCAGAAAGAUGAGCUGAUCUUAUCCUACACUGGAGGGAAACAGUACCAGCUAGGAAACCCAGACUUGAUGAGUCGCUUGAAGUUUGCUGGCGACCCGAGCCUAGGCGACGCCACGGUCAGCAUUUCCAGCGUCAAGGUCUCGGACACUGCCACGUACCAGUGCAAAGUGAAGAAAGCACCAGGCAUCGAUUCGAGGAAACUCACUUUAGUAGUGCUGGUACGACCAUCACAACCUAAAUGUUGGGUGGAAGGUAGCGAGGAGAAGGGUGGGACCGUUUCGCUUCGCUGCAAAUCUUCCCAGGGUUCAUCUCCUCUAAUAUAUGCAUGGACCAAAGAAAGUGGAAACCUGCCACCAACUGCAACACAGAAUCCCCAGACUGGAGAGCUGCUGAUCGGAAAUCACAGUGAGAGCUACACAGGGAGGUACCUUUGUGAGGUCAGCAAUGAAGUAGGCACUGAACGAUGCACAUACGCCCUUCAAGCAUAUAACCCAACCAAUAAAGUGGGAGUGAUUGUGGGAGCUGUGAUUGGUGCAUUGCUGUUGUUUCUCCUCCUCCUUUUCCUGAUCUGGCUCCUGAUUUGCUGUUGCUACAAGAGGCGCUAUGAAAAAGAGCGUGCCAACGAGAUCAGGGAGGAUGUUCCAGCUCCCGAGAGUCGCCCGGGAAGCCGUUACUCCAGCUUCCGUUCUGCACAGAAUUAUUACGGCCAUCAGGGGAUCCAUUACAUCUCGGUUGGCAAAGCUGAUGUCACACAGGCCGAAUCUGGUCCCAGCAGUACCCAAACCGAACGCAGCAGAAUCCAAAGGGAAGCCAACAUGCUUGCGUCUGAUCACAGGCCUUCGCUCAGAUACGACAGCAAAUAUGGAUACGCCGUAUAACCACCAACGUCCUGCCAGUGGACAUGGCACUCAAAAGAUGCAAUACUGCGCAAGACCAUGGCAAGAUUCGAGGGCAUUAAAACUGCACAGUAUAUUCACAUUUGUAAAUUUUCCUAAAGUUCUGGAUAGAGAUCUGCUAAUAUAUAUGUAUAGUUAUGUUGAUGUAUUUUUGUAUGAUUGUUUUAUAAACAUCUAGGUGAAAUGUG
Messenger RNA from Carassius auratus (goldfish), 1441 nucleotides. RefSeq names its product coxsackievirus and adenovirus receptor homolog. Bases 135 to 1235 code for a protein of 366 amino acids. NCBI's taxonomy places the organism in Eukaryota, Metazoa, Chordata, Actinopteri, Cypriniformes, Cyprinidae. The transcript is spliced from 8 exons. The record is from RefSeq and is a predicted model, not a curated record.